AUGACGCAUUCACAUCAGUCACCCCAGACGGCCAUGUCCGGCUUUCUGGACUCAAUGAAACAGGAUUCAAGCUCACCUUCGUAUUCCUUGUUCGGACCGACACAGUAUCCUGAGAGUGUUGCAUUCUGGCACGAUCCCUCUGCGGCACAGACAAUCAUAGUGCCCCCUUCAUAUACAACCUCCCAGAAACAAGCCCUCUUUCAACCUCUCUCGGACCAGAAGAAGCAUAAGCGCACCCGGAGCGGCUGCUUUACCUGCCGUUCGCGCCGGAUUAAGUGCGAUGAGAACCGUCCACUCUGUGAACGGUGUAGGAAAGGGAGCCGCGAUUGUGUCUAUCCUUCACCCACCGCAUCCUCCAAGGCUAGCUCACGAACUAAAGCCAAGUCGCGCGCUGGUCACCCGCAGUCGCGUGGCAGCGAUUCAUCCACAAAGAUAGAACCCGAGACUCUCAGCCCCUUGCAACCCAUCAUCGACGAAGAGGAACCCGACAGUGUUGUAUCCGAAUCCCGACCGUCCCCAGCAAGCGCCACAACCACAUCACAACCGGACCUGCGUAAGAGUCAAAGCGCACAAUCUCUUGAGAAACAUAGUGAAUGGCCCAUGUCCGACGCUGGUUCUUACACCAAAGAACAGAGUGGUUCGCCAUCAACUGAGUCACCGCGCUUUGAGUCGAUGAGCGUGCGCUCAGGCAGCCUGGGACAUUCCACAACAGAAUUGCUCAACAAUGCGCGUCUACCGGACGAUCUGCGAUUUUAUUUAAAUUUCCAUCAGGAUUUUAUGACUCCUCCACAUUUCUUCUUGAGACAGCGUUCCUCUCAUUUCGUCCACCACAGCCUUAUUGAACUUGCCUUGCAGUAUGAGCCUCUCCUCUACACCCUAGUGGCCUUUUCGGCCUACCAUCAUUCUCUACACAGCCCUGGGGGAAAGCUCUACACAUUUUUGAAAUACUAUAAUAAAGCCUUGAUUCUCCUCCGGAAAUCAUUGGGUUCUGGAGAGGAGCACAGUGAAGCUACACUGUGUACUGUUCUUACACUGACAACAUUCGAGGAAUACAUUGGCGAUUGGAUGAACUUGAUCGACCACCACCAAGCAGCACAUGCAUUUAUGCUAGAGUUGAUCACACCAGAGUCCGCCAACGUGAACGAGUUACAUACCAAUAUCUUCUUAUGGUACUCGCGCUUCGAUGUAGUCGUGGGGAUUUUGGCCGGUACCGAAACAGUCCUCGGUCGAGACUGGUAUCUUGCAAAGGAGCAGUAUGAUGCCGAGCAGGCCGCUAUAUAUCCGGAUGAUCCAUCCAAACAACUCGCCCUUGUGGCAUCAAUCAACCGACGCUUUGGCUUGGACAUGGCUUCCCUUUAUGCGAAGUUAUCUCGCGGCAUGAUAUCAAUGGACCAAUUCGCCAUUCAGAACGAACAACUGGGCGAAUGGCUCGAGCAGGUCAAGACGAUUCUCAGGACAUUCGAUGAUUACGAAUACAAAGUACAACACUACCCACAGAAGCAGCCCUUGACCGAAGAUGACGUUGUCGAUCCAUAUGUCCCAGGUGUCUUGCAUCGAGGUCCCUUGUGGGAUAUUAAUUAUGCUUGGAUCGACGUUCUCGCCACCGAGACAAUGUACAAGUUCCAGACCAUGCAAUCACUGCAGCAGCCUUUGCUUCAAGACUUGCACGAAUUGGCGAAGGAGCAGUGCCGCCUGAUGGAGACGAUGAUUCGCUGGCCCUACAAGGAAAAUGGAUAUUGCAUCAAUUUCAAAAACAGCAUUGGCAUGUUGGGCAUGUUCCUUCCCAGGGAGCAUAAGUAUCAAAUGUGGGCUCGGCGCAAGUUAGUGUUGUUAGAGCAACAUGGGUACAUCAUCACCCCUAGUUUCCGCACCGGGCUUGCUACCAUCUGGCAAGUUCCAGAGGUUAACCAUUGGUGGCUUCCUAACGAUGAAGGGUAUACCGGCAUUGUCCGCGAGAUUCGUUCCUUGACCGACGAACGUUCAUCACAAACACGCGAUGAGAAGCGCGAGACUGUUCGUGAUAUGAAGUAUAUGUUCGGGAAGUUGAAUCUGGAUGAAACCGACGACGACAAGAGCCCUUCAUAG
Molecule: messenger RNA, 2085 nt
Organism: Penicillium hordei
Lineage: Eukaryota; Fungi; Ascomycota; Eurotiomycetes; Eurotiales; Aspergillaceae
Product: Zn(II)2Cys6 transcription factor domain-containing protein
Exons: 3
Coding region: 1-2085 (694 amino acids)
Biological process (GO): positive regulation of transcription by RNA polymerase II
Cellular component (GO): nucleus
Molecular function (GO): transcription cis-regulatory region binding; zinc ion binding; DNA-binding transcription factor activity, RNA polymerase II-specific
Source: RefSeq, a predicted model, not a curated record